CAUGAUGGCAUAAGUCAGUGGAGGUGGAAAUUAUGUCAUAAUUAUUAUUUCUUAACAGCCAGUAGAUAAGAAUUAAACAAUUAAAACACAGUAUGUAGUUUGAAGGUAUUUUAAUUUGCUUUAGUUUUCAAUAUUACCUUAAAGAAAAUAAACGUGGAUCCUGAAAUAAUUAUGAAAUGGCAUUCAAACCAGUUUCCCACGUCCUUUUUGAUUUAGAUGGACUUCUCAUAGAUUCUGAAAAAAUUUACACUAAAAGCUUUGAAAUCGUGUGUGGAAAAUAUGGAAAGGUCUUCACUUGGGAAUUAAAUUCCACUAUAUUAGGUACUCAAAGCCAUGAAUGUGCUGACAAAAUUAUUAAAGUAUUAGACCUACCCGUAACAAGAGAUGAAUUUAUGAAUGAAUGCCAGGAAAUAAAUGAGCAACUUUUCUCAAAUGUCCAAUUAAUGCCAGGAGCAGACAAAUUAGUUUCACACCUACAUCAAAAAGGCAUACCCAUAGCACUGGCAACAAGUUCAAGCGAAGAUAGUGUGAAUAAGAAAAUGAAAGACCAUACAAAUUUUUUGAACAAAUUCCACCACCUUACAAUGGGUUCUUCAGACCCAGAAGUAACUAAGGGAAAACCUGACCCUGCCAUAUUUUUAGUCUGUUCCUCUAGAUUUAGUGAUAAACCAAAGCCUGAAAAGUGCCUAGUUUUUGAAGACGCCGUGAACGGAGUCAAAGCAGCGCUCGCAGCUAACAUGCAAGUAGUAGCCGUACCUGAUCCCAGAAUCGACAAACAAGAACUUAGUAUUGCUACGUUACUUUUAGAUUCUUUGGAAGAUUUUAAACCAGAGCUUUUCGGUUUACCGGCUUACGAUUAAAACGCAAAUAAUUUCCGAAAUCCGAAAUCUGAAAGUAUUGAACUAAAUAAGAAAUUGAAUAAAAAAAAAACUAGUUUAUAUCCUCAAACUGUGAACGAAUUAGGUAUAGCUUUUAUAUUUUGACAUUUCCGUUGUCAUUUGACAAUCGAUCUUUUUACAAAAUUAAUCGAAAAAUUUUAUCUCACAAUCUCAAUACAUUAUUUUGUAUACGGCAAAAUGUUAUAUAAUUGGUUACGGUUAAAUGUAAGCUUCAAUAGCUAUUUAGCUAUUAAGACCUACAACAGAAUAUAUGAAUAUAUAUUUGAAUACAGUUUACUUAAAAACUUUUUUAAAUAAUGCAGCUAUUUUUAAAUAUUUAUGUGAAUGUUCUUUAUUAUUAUUUUUGUUAACAUCUAUCAUUAUAGUAACUUAGAAAUGUUUUGAAGUGUUGUUCAGUGUUUUUUUAUUAUCACUGUUUUGUAAUCGCACAUCGUAGAAUAAGUAUUAAGAUGUAAUUUUUUGUACUUAAAUCGAUAGCCCAUUACUAUACUUUAGAAAUUUGCCCGGACCGCUACAAAAUAGGGACUUGACAGAAUAGAAGAAAUAUGAUACAUUAAAAAGGCACAAUGCUUAGUAUA
Danaus plexippus (monarch butterfly) is the source of this 1477-nucleotide messenger RNA. Its product is annotated as pseudouridine-5'-phosphatase-like. Bases 177 to 860 code for a protein of 227 amino acids. The record is from RefSeq and is a predicted model, not a curated record. Lineage: Eukaryota; Metazoa; Arthropoda; Insecta; Lepidoptera; Nymphalidae. Gene Ontology annotation, molecular function: phosphatase activity. The transcript is spliced from 4 exons.